Porites evermanni is the source of this 1743-nucleotide messenger RNA. The record is from the annotation of a GenBank genome assembly. NCBI's taxonomy places the organism in Eukaryota, Metazoa, Cnidaria, Anthozoa, Scleractinia, Poritidae.
UAUAUCUGGCUCUUUAUAUGGUUUCAUCUUGUUGGUACGGCAUUUGUGUUUGGUUGUAAGACUUGCAAUAGCAGAGUGGAGAAAGAAAAGCGAUUAUGGACCGUCCAAGGUCAGAUUUUAGCGAAGCUUGAUAUGACACAGCCUCCUAGCGGGGAAAAUUAUAUGAAUAUAAGUCGCGACGUGAUGCAGACAUACAAGAGCGCAGUACACGAAAAAGACAAACUUUUUGUCAAGUCUAAGUUGUGCCGUUCUCAAGCAGAAUCGAGCGAGGAAUACUUCGCAAAGAGAGUCGAAAGGCUUACAUUGGAAAAGGAGUUUGCCAGAACGGUGAAAUCAAGUAAGUCUGGACUGACUAGGCUUGUAAGCAUAGCAACAAUACAGCCAUAAGGAAGACUUCUGCAUGAUGAUUUUAAUUUCAGGUCUCUAUUUUUCCUGGCCUGAAUAGUAAUGAAAGGAAGCAAAUGGAAAGUAAUUUACUGGAAUAAUCCGCUUCAUUUUACUCGGAACAAAAAUACAGAGGACACAGAGGAUCCUGUACAGAUUAUGAGCAAGAGGUUACGAGAAAACCUCUUGAAAUGAGCUUGAAAAAUCAUUUGGCUUGGAAACCAUACUUACCUGUUUUUUUUUUUUUUGUAAGCAAGCUGCCGAUUAGAUUCGUCGCUCGAGCUAACUAUUAAAGACAGCUAAAACAUGGAACGCAGCGGCAAAGAAUCGCUUUUGCUAUUACAAACAUACCUCCAGGACAUGUUGAAUUUUCUUAAUUUCUUAUUCCGAUCGUUAUAACGGUGUUAUGUUGUAGCAAAUUUUAUUCUAGAGGGGCGCAAUUUUAAUAAACACCUGUUUGUACUGGAUUGUUAUUGUUAUCAAAAACAGUCAAUAUUAUACAUUUAUUUGGUAUUUGUGAUUAAUUUAACAGGUUCCGAAGAAAUAAUCGACGUCUACGAACUGAGAUUUAACGCCAGCAAGUUAUUAGUAGAUGUUGCCCGAGUGUCUUUGGCAGAGCUCCGAGUUUACCAAACGCCCAACAAACGACAGUCUCAUGAUGGGGUUCGUAUUGAGGUUUGUGAGUCUUAUAACAACCACACCCAAUGUGGUGGCUACAACGCCCUCGAUUCAGAAUGGAGUCUCUCCAGUGAAAAGAAGUGGGUCUCUUUAGACGUCACAGCAGUGGUUCAAAAAUGGCUGUACGAUCCGAAAACGAGUGAUCACGGAUUAACUGUGACGGUGACAAGCACAGCUGGUGUGGACAAAAAUUCUCACUUCUCUCCAAUCUACCUUGGUGGAGCGGAGGAUAAAAAUGUCGGGAAUGAUUUCGAAGAACCAUGGCCAAAUAUCCUUGUAUGGUUCGUUCCUCGUGAGCGAGUGGAGACCACAAGUCGACGAAGAAACAGGCGCUCGCUUAACUGGAGAUUCUGUAAAAAGCGACCACGAGAGUCUCGCUGUUGCCUUCGCUCGCUGUACAUCGACUUCGAGAAGGAUUUGCGAUGGAAGUGGAUUCACGCUCCCAAAGGUUUCUAUGCCAACUACUGCGCGGGGCGGUGCCCUUUUCUGUGGGGGAGCGAGAAACAGAACCAUCAUACGUCCAUUAUGGCCCUAUACAAUAGAAUCAACCCUAACGCCCCUGGGGACCCCUGCUGUGUACCCAAGGAAUAUGAGCCAUUGGUAAUACUGUACUUCAAGGACGGACAGCCUAAGGUUGAUGAGCUGUCCAAUAUGGCGGUCAGUGAGUGUACAUGUCUGUAA